Molecule: messenger RNA, 7664 nt
Organism: Trichogramma pretiosum
Lineage: Eukaryota; Metazoa; Arthropoda; Insecta; Hymenoptera; Trichogrammatidae
Exons: 13
Coding region: 304-7014 (2236 amino acids)
Biological process (GO): regulation of DNA-templated transcription; double-strand break repair via homologous recombination
Cellular component (GO): nucleus
Source: RefSeq, a predicted model, not a curated record
ACAUUUUGCGCGCCACGGCUGGAUCGCCUAAAUAGGCUACUACAUAUACAAAACACAACUACGACUGACUGCCGCCUUCGUUCUUUGUUUACUACGAAGGUCGGCGGCCAAGCGCCGAGGGAUUAGCCGACUUUCGCGUAGUGUGUGCGCGUCCGAGACUUUUUUUACUUUUUGUAUAUUAAAUUAGUCCUCGUCGUCUCGUAGGAAGAAAACACACACGUGUGCUACGGCGCGUCCUUAUAUUGCCUUGCCCGCGUAAUUUUUCUGAGUUGCAUUAGCCCCGGAGCCUCUGCGAGGAAUAUUAUGAAUGUCGCGUGCACCACCGCUGCAGACCAAAACGAACAACGGCCUUCGCUGACAUUUGAAAAUGAAGAAAACGUUCCUAAUAAUAACGGACCCGAAGUAUGCAGGUGGAGGACCAGUAACCAAAAUUGCAAGGAUCAUUCCGAGUCGCAGGAAUUGUUUUCAGAUGAUGAUCAGAUAAAAAAUCCUGGUAUUUCAUCCCCACAAUUGUUUCCACGUCAUUAUGAUCUAGAAUCACCAAAUGUUUUUAUAAAGACACCAUUUCUUUAUUCAAAUUCAUUAGAAGAAACUCCAGGGAAAGCGGUUGUUCCUAAGACACCAGCUGAUCUGGCCCCUUUUAUAGCUAAAACAAAUUGCUUAUGGACUAGUGAUAUGGAAACUCCAGAGAGUAAAUUGAAAGAAAUGAAAACUGAACAAAGAAAUAUAACAAUGGAUUCUGUUGAUAUUUUUCAGAAUAAUGCAACUCCUAGACGUUGCAGAACACCAGUUACUGAAAAUGUAAAAACUGAAAAAUUAAGUAUUACUUCUCCAGUUCUUGGAGGUAGAAAAAAAUCCAAAAAAAAAGUGAAGCGAAGACUACUGACUUGUACAGCACCUGAUAUGGAUGAUAAUGUCAGUAGACAGAACAGUAUUAGUAGUUAUAGUGAUAGAGUUACUUCUGAAACUGCUAGCACAGUGAGUAAUGAUUUUCCUCUAGAAUCUGAUGUAAAUAAUGUGGAAAUGGCUCUAGAUAAAGCUCAAAGCAAUGAAAAAUUAGAAGUACCAGUAGUACAUUCUGAAAAAAAUAGUAAUACUUCAACGCAAGAUUUUUUUUCCAAUGCAUCUUUCAGUGCAAUUGAUAAAAUAUGCAAUAGUGCUCUGGAAGAAGAAAAAAAAAUGACAAUAAUUCACGAGUCAACGAGUAAAAAUAUAGAUACUAAACCUGUGAUAAAAACUGAAUUGAUUAAAGAAGAAAAUUCUCAAUCAAGUGUAAGUGAGGGUGUUUUGGAGAGAAUAGCAGCAAUAAAACGUUAUCAAAAACCUAUGAGAAGAUCAAUUGAUGUAAACCAAUCAAUGGUGUCAAAAGAAGCAUUUUUACAGCCUGUUAGAGAACUUGAGCUAGCAGAUACUAAGUUUGCUCAGGAUUACAAAAAAGUUCAAAAUAUUCAACAUAAAUCUGAUAAUGUUCAGUCAUUUACUCAAUUAUCAUCAUUAAAAACCGAAAUUCAAGAUGAAAAUGCACCUGUGUCUAAUAAUGAUAAUAAAUGUCAAGUUCAAGAAGUACCAUUAGAAAUCAUGGAUGCUUGGUCUCCUCAUACUGCUGGUGAUAAUGUGGAAAUUGUUGAGAAAAUUAAAUCUAGUAUACCGCACAGUUCUGAAUCAAGUGAAAAACUUGAAAAAUUAAAACUGUACGAUGAAUUAGGUUUAAACGAGUUCUUAGAUCCAAAGUUAACACCAGAAUUAAAAGAAGAGGAAAAAGAUGAUGGAAUAUUAUAUCUGCAAGAUAUGGAAUUAGAAGUACCAGUUGAGACUUAUAAUGAAGAUUUUUCAAAAUGUGAUGUUAUUGAUGAACAACAAAAACAAACUAUGGCAUUUUUUGCGGCUGUGAAUGUAAAUGAUGAAAUACAUUUAUCAAAUUUGCAGACAAUCAACUACGUUCAUGCAGAAGCCAAUCAGCAAAAUAUUUUAUCAUUGCUACCCAAUGAUUUAUCAAAAAUUCAAAUUGAAUCUGAAGUCAAUAUUAUAGGAAUUCAAUCUGAUACCGCCAUCAUUCCAACGAGCCAUGAUGGUUUUUCAACGGCCAAGGGUGAAACCAUCAACAUUGACAAAGAAAAGGAAGUACAAUAUAUGAAGCUUCUUGAUGAAAUAGAUAUAUCCAGUAAAGAACAAGAGACUAAAAGGAAAAGAAAAAGUCUUUCAUUGCAUAAAAAUGUGAAGUCAAAAGACAGAGUUUCUCUUGUAUUUAAUGAUGAUGCAGUGGUCAAAGAUAAUACUGAAUUAAAUCACCCUGAAAUCAAACCUGACAUCUUUAAAUGCCCAUCAGUUGUUGAUGGAUUUUCUACAGCAAAGGGACAGAGCAUCAAAGUGAAUGAGGAAAAAGAAAAACAGUUCAUGAAGCUUCUUAAUGAAAUAGAUGUUACAAAUGAUGAGCAAGACUUUAAAAAAAAUAAAAGAAAGAGUUUUCCUACCAAACUAAAUCAAAAACCAAACGAUAGGGUCUCUCUUGUGUUCAAAAGUAAUACAAAAGUUAAAAAUUGUAUUGUUGAAGAAAAUAGUACAGAUAUAGAUUUUCAAAUUCCCAAGUAUCCAUCUGCCUCUGAUGGAUUUUCAACCGCCACAGGUAAAGUAAUCAAAGUAAACGAAGAAAAAGAAAAACAGUUUAUGAAACUUCUUGAUGAAAUAGAUAUGACAAACAAUGAAGAAGACUUGAAGAAAAAUAAAAGAAGGAGUUUACCUCUAAGACUAAACCAAAAACCAAAUGAUAGGGUCUGUCUUAAGUUUAAAAGUGAUACAAAAGUUACAAAUAGUAUUGUUGAAGAAAAUCACACAGAAUUCAAUUUUUCAGUGCCUAAAAAUCCUUCUAUCACUGAUGGAUUUUCAACUGCCACGGGUAAAGUUAUUAAUGUCAAUGAAGAAAAAGAGAAGCAAUUUAUGAAGCUUCUUGAUGAAUUGGGAGACAAUGAACAAGAUUUUAAAAAAAAUGAAAAGAAGACUUUUCCAGUGAAGGCUAAUUAUAAACCUAACGACAGGGUCUCUUUGGUAUUUAACAAUACUGAAAAAGUUAAACAUGAAACCAUCCCAAAAUCCACUGAAAUUAGUAGUUCUCGAGUAAGCAGUGACGGUUUUUCAACUGCUAAAGGAAAAAGUAUCAGUAUAAAUGAAGAAAAAGAAAAACAGUUCAUGAAGCUUCUUACUGAAAUAGAUGUCACCGAUGAACCAGACUUUAAAAAUAAAAGAAAAAGCCUCCCACCAAAAGUGAACCACCGGCCAAAUGACAGAGUUUCGCUUGUAUUCAAAAGUACUGUCGAAGCUAAAAGCGAUAGUGCAAUAAUACCUAACAACAAUGUUGCAAUUCCAUCUUGUAGUAGUGAUGGAUUUGCAACUGCUGGAGGUAAAGGUAUUUGCAUCGAUGAAGAGAAAGAGGAACAAUUUUUAAAAUUUUACAACGAAAUAGAUGUGACUGGUAGUGAGCCAGAAAUUCGGCAUAAAAGGAGAAGUCUGCCAGUACAAACAAAUAAUAUUUUGAACGAGAACGGGCUUGUUACAUUUAAAAAUUGCAACUUUAACAAGUGUUCUGUAACAAUCAAUCAUAUAAUCGAAGAAAAAGAAAAUUAUGACUCAACUAGUUACACAGAAAUUUCAAGGUCCAAACUCGAUUCGUUGCCGAUAAGCAAGCCAAGCGUCGCCAGUACAACUUCGCAUGCCGCUGUUAUUUCGGAUUCAAUAAUCGAAAAAGAGUUUACCAGCGAAAAUAUACAGAUUAAUGAAAAAUCGCUGUUGUCUUCGACGUUGAAGGAGGACGCGUAUCCAGUCUCGAAACGCCGUAAGAGCGAAAACGUCACGCUCGGCGGAGGUCCUCUGACCUUGAGCAGCGACACGGACGACGUAUUCAACGAUCUCGGCGCCGAUCUCGAGGCACUGCUGGCAGCUCCCGUAAAAGUCAUUCCUCAGAGCGUACUGAAUCAUUUGCCAAUGUCCGAGCAAAAAUCGACUGGCAGCAUACUGAUGAAACGAAAAUUGGAAACUCUAGAGCCGAAGAGACUCGAUCGGCCGCGAUCUUUCGGUGGAUUUACCAAACCAACAUCGAAUGACGCGACCAAACUCAACAAAUCAGAUCCCAACGAUGAGUCCCUUGGAAACAGACCUUUGCAAGCCGCAUUAUCCAUGAGCCAGUGCUUCGAUCCUCACUCGGAUUCUCUGCUGUCGAAGGUCGACAUCAGCAGUUUGAACUUCAGCACGAAGGUAAAAUCGCCCGAACCGACGAAGAAAGUAGUCUCGAGCGACGAUUUCGAGGGAUUCACUUUUCAAGAGAUCACCGAGAGUUUUCGCAAGUAUUCGAGUUUUGAAAAUUACUGGCGCAGAGCUCGAGAGAGAAACGUCGAUGUUAUCGUCGAUCACGGCAGAAGCGUGUCGAUCAUCAACGAGAGCUCGUCGAUACAGCGAGUCAUCUUGCAGCAUGCCAAUAACGUCGAGGUGAACAAAACGAACAACGACACGUACGUGAUGAGAGAUCGGAAGGUGUUCGACGACGCGGUGGUGUAUAAAGUGCCGAAAGCUCGCGCGUACAAAGCGAGGAGAGCGAAAAAAGAAACAGUAAUUACGAGUGUCGUCGACGUUAAACCUGUGGUGGAGACAAGUAAAAGAACAAGGCAUUCGGAUACCGAUAGUGAUACACCGUUGACGUCAUCGAAAAAGCCCAGGAUCAGCAAUGAAUUUCCAGGUAGACGAUUGUUUUCCGACGAGUCCGAGAUCGAAGAUGACGAAGACGGUGGUAAGAUGUCCAAAACUUUACCGAUUGCUGAAUCGAAGCAAGAGGAGCAAAUGGAUAUUGAAGAAGACGAAGGUUUAGUGGAAGAGCGGUUAGAAGCUGUAAUGCAGCAGGAAAAAUUAAUUAGAAAUAAAAACAGAAUAAAGGUAAAGCCUGUGAUAGGAGCUCUAUUACAACAGAGACUCGAAAAUAAAGACAAACGUACGAGUUGGGCCGACUUGGUGGGAUGCGCAUUACCCAAAGCACGUACCGUAGAGCAACUAAAACAAUCUAAUUCUGACGAAAAUAUCGUUCAAGUUAACGCGUCGAACGCUUCGAAUUACAAAUUCAUCAAAGCCAGUAUGGUCGAUCGUAAAAGAGUCGCGAGUCUGGACAUCGGCGACGGAGCAAAACUGAUAUUCGACGAGAAAGGACAAGCUGGCGUAGAAGAAUUUCAAAGUGCAUUUUUAGCAAUGCCAGGAGUCGAUCCAAAAUUAUUGCCAACCGGUUGGAUUGAAAAUCAUUACAAAUGGAUUGUAUGGAAACUGGCUUCUGUCGAUCGAUCUUGCUUCGAUUCUACUCUUUUACCUAGAAUGUUGACUCCGGAACGAGUGAUGCUCGAAUUAAAGUAUCGUUACGAUCGAGAGAUCGAUCGCGCCCAAAGACCGGCAUUGAGAAUGAUUUUGGAAAAAGACGACGUACCAUCGAAGCGAAUGAUUCUGUGCAUAUCCUCUAUCACUGAAAUUCCAUUAAAUAAAGAGGAUGGAGAAAAAGACCCACGAGCAAUGCUCGGCCUGCAGAAAUGGAAAAUAGAAGCCACAGACGGCUGGUACAGCAUACCACUCGCUAUCGACAAUCCCAUGACCAAUUACGUGCAAGCCGGUAAAAUUAAGGAGGGUACGAAAAUUUUAACUUACGGCGCCGAGCUAUGUGAUUGCGAGCGAGGCUUUCAUCCGUUAGAGGCACCGCCAAACGUUAGUUUGAAAAUAUUUACAAACAGCACGAGAAGAGCCAAGUGGGAUGCGAAAUUGGGUUAUCAAAAAAUUUCGCGGUCCAUACCGGUCAGAUUGAAAGAUAUCGUUGCGGGUGGCGGUAUGGUCGGCGAAGUCACUGUAGCAGCUGCUCGAAUAUAUCCACUAUUAUAUCGAGAAAAAACUGCGGAUGGACAAAUGAUUUAUCGUAACGCCAGAAGCGAGGAAAAAGCCGCGGCAGCUCACGAGCGAGCUCUCGAGUCCAAAGUCAACGCGAUGUUCGCCGAGGCCGAGAAGAAUUUCGAGUCCGAGCAGAAGAACAAUCGCAAUAAUUACGAAGGCGCCGAAUCGAUCAAACAGAAAAUCGAAUCGCAAGUGCGCCAGAGUCUGCCCCCACCGCGCGACGUCACGCCGGUUCUCAAAAUACGUCUUUACAGCGAUGAGUCGCACGCCAUGUUGACCAUAUGGGGUGCCACCGAAGACUCUCGCUAUGACAUCAAAGAAGGAAAUACAAUCACAGUUUAUAAUUCGUUCGCCACCGGAUCCAGAGGAGGGGAAAUGAAUUUGACCGCAAAUCGUAUGACACACAUCAAAGUCGAGCCACUGUUAAAAUUGCCACAUCCGCAAAGAUGCUGUAGCCUGAUAACAGAGAUUUCUUCGGGUAUGUUCGAGCCUAAAUUCAACGAAUUCGAUACCGUCGGUAUUGUCUUAUCGUGCGUACCCUCGCCACACGGAAUGAAAAAUUUCGAAGCCGUACACUUGGGUUAUCCGAAACCCAACGAUGAGGGCACAGCUUAUUUAUCGGUGCUCUUCUGGAACGGGGUCGCGGCGUACGGCUAUCAAGGCAUGUUCUCUCCCGGUACUUUUGUGGGCUGCAGCAACCUCGAGUGGAGGCGCAAUACCGCUUGGAACGUGACGGCGGCUUAUUGCGGUGAAAAGAGCACCUUCACGACGAAUCCACGACAGCCGAUGCUGAGCAAGGAGCUGCGCAAUCUUAAAUCUCUCGUGCCUAACGGACUCGCCUUCGUGGAGAACUGCGCCGAGGAUCUGGCGUCCGAGCUGGCGAAGCGACCAGCGUCGAGAUCACAGCACGGCACGCCGACCGAGCGCGUCAGUUUUUAUGGAACUAGUCAAAUUAAUCGCGUGACGCCCGAUUCAGUGUCCAUAAAAAACAGAUUGGAGAGACUGUCGCGUUACGGCGGCGACUCGCCCAUGGACAAUCUGUCACCCAUAGUCUUGAACAAUAGCUCAACGAGAGUUCAAAAGGACUACACGCCCGUUACUCCCAGAUGAGAAGAGGCCCCCGAUCCCUGCUGUCGCAUCUUUGGAAGGUGGACAACAGGUGUAAAAGUAUUCGACCAAGAAAACCGAAGAAGAAAAAAAUCAAGUUUUUGUUUGACAAUGUUGUCGAUUUUUUUGUUGUUGUCGUGAAAUAAGUGACAUCGUAAUAAUUAUUAUUUUAUUUUUGACUGAUUGAGCAUUGAUAGGAGAAUUUACGAAUCAAAUAUCCGUAUUACAUUAUUUUUUUGAAAAGUUUUAAGUAUCGUGUGCCAUAAACAUCUGUAUAACUGUGUUGAUAUAAUGAUUAAGCAUAAUUGCUAGGCUGGUCCUAAAUAUAAAAAUGUGCCGUUGCAAGUUCGUACAAAGAACGUUCGUAAUCUUAGAAAUGUUUAGGUACAAUGUCAUUUAAUGCACAGGCCUAAAAAUUUUUAUUCUUUUACGAAAUGCAUGUAACAUUUUGAGCAUCAUAAAAAUUUAGAAUUUAGGUUUACAAAAACUUACGUAAACUAUGUUAUUGUGUAGAUUAGAUUGUUAAAGUUUUAUCUCAUAGUUGUUGUACUAGUAAAUUAAGCGAAUUCGAGUAACCAUCUUAUUUUUGUAAAUGUUGUAUAAAAAAAAAAUUUACUUCGCAUUCGAUGAGACUGCCUAGAAAAUAAAAUAAA